GAGGAGGGGCAGGCACCACCAGAGAAUGAACGAACUCUAUAGAUGUGUAUUGAUGAAAGUCACACUUGUAAACGCGAGCGUCGUCCGAUACUUCGCAGUAGAAAGUAGCAGAUGUAGCAAAUAGCCUUCAAGCUAAUGCAACUCUUUUUGGGCUGAAUUAUUAGACGACGAGACUAAAACCCAAGGACCUUUCAAUUGGUUGAAUUUCAUAAUUCGCUAGUUCAAAGAGGUAUAGGCUACACAUGCUUUAUACACGAAUUUGAAAUUGUCGCCACAAGGUCGCCGCUGUGCGCAAGACACACGGCAAUUGAAGAGUAGUCGAAGUGAGCUUGUAAAAGGUGUGGCAUCUCAAGAAGCUGAUUAAACAACAUGAUCAUUACACAGGUUCUCCUUGUGCUGGGUACAAUAAAAGCCCACUCUAAAAUGUGCAGUUAUGUCACAUAAUAGAAUGCCACAGAUGUCUCCUAAUUUUGAAGGAGUGUGCAAUUGGCAUACUGACAGCAAGACUGAAAUUAAUUUAAUGUUAAUUUCUCUACCAUAAGCUACCUCCAACGUAAUUUUAGAGAAUUUGGCAGUAUGUUCAACCGGCCUCACAAACGCAGACCAUGUGUAACCAUGCCAGCCCAGGACCUUCACAUCCAGCUUCUUCACCUGCAGGAUCGUCUGAGAUCAGCCACCUGGACAGAUGAUGAAACUGAGGAGCCUGGUGCAUGAUGGGAUCUUUUCGCCGGCCCCGUCCUCGCUUCAUGAGCUCGCCCGUGCUGACGGACCUCGCCUGCUUCCACGCCAGCUCGGUCGGCCAGCAGCUGUCCAACACCAGCGUCUGGAAUAGCGUCCAAACAGCCGUGAUCAAAGUGUUCCAGGGUGGAGGGUUGCAAGCGAAUGAGCUUUACACCCUCAAUGAGAGCAUCAGAUGGCUCCUCAAGACCGAGUUGGGCUCGUUCAUCACAGAGUACUUCCAGAAUCAACUCUUGACCAAAGGCCUGUCACAUAUUCUGGAGAAGAUUAGACUUUAUGAGGGUGACAGUCAACUCCUUAUCCUGUCUGAGAUGUGGGUCAGGUUCUUCACUGGGAUCUUGCCCACGCUCCAGGCUAUAUUCUAUCCUGUUCAGGGUCAGGAGCUUACCGUCAGACAGAUGGCUCUACUGGGCUUCAGAGACCUGGUCCUGUUGAAGCUCUCCCUGGAAGACCUACUGCCCAUUGCCACAGUCCCCCCAGCCAUCACACAAAUGCUGCUGAUUCUGCAGGGCAUCCAUGAGUCUAACGGGCCCAGUCAAGAGUACUAUCAGCUAGAGGGAUUGGUCGAGACAGUCAUCUCGCCUUACCUGGGGAACGUCCUCCACGUUAGCAACACCAACUGCUUCGUAGAAUGCCGAGCACCACUUUCCAGGUUAAGAGGAGUGGCACAACCAGAGAUCACUGUUACUCAUCAUCAUGCCUCAGACUCCUCCUCUCUGGCUCCCCUAGUGGAGCAGGAGGGGGAAUCCUAUCUGGAGAAGGUGGGAGGAGUCCGACGCCACACAGUGGCCAAUGCACACUCCGACAUACGGCUGCUCUCAGCUUCUGGCAGGAUGCAGCCUGGGAUGGAGGAGGACAGUGGUGGCGGUGGUGGGAACGGGAUGGCAGGCAACGGCAUGCUGCCCAGGCCUUUCUCCAGCCAUCCAGACAUCCUGGAAUCCCCACUGGGAGUGGUGGGGCCCUUUAGAAAGCAGAGAUCGACUGAAAUCAGCUGCCAUCCUCCCAGCUAACCAGUGAUAGCAGCUGGAGACCAUUGUUGUUAUUGAUUCCUGGAAACUGAGGGGAUAAAAAACAUCUCUGAGUGUGAACAGGGUGGUUGGGUGGAGUCCCUGUCACCCAGGGGCUUUCCCUCCUCUGUGCUCAGAGGCCAAAAUGUGGAAACAGUUGAUUGUUUACGUACAGCUCUGUUACCCGAAUUGCCAACAUGUCAGAUCAAUUCACAUUAUUUUAUUCCUGGGACGCAUUCCUCGGUUGGAACUGAUUGAUGACAGGCAUCUACCGUAACAGCUAGUGUUUUUACCCUAUUUAACCUCUCAUAAGGACACAGGGGACAGUGAGAUCUGAGCCUCAUGUAAAGAAAGUAUAUUUGUGACUGACCGCCUCGAUUUGGUCUUUUGUAACAUUGUUUUAGUAUUUUUUUUACAUUAGAUAAAAGUUGACUCCCUAGACUCACAGCUAGAAAAACUGUAUAUCAUACACUGCAGUUGAGGAACAAAUGGGAAAGUAAUUCUGCUUUGAAAGUUGAAAAACUUGUAACCCCACUUUUGAGAAAAUGGUCCUUGAAUGUUUGGUACACGAGCUCUUCUUAUUCCACACCCAUUCAGCAUCGUUUACACCCUCUUAAGACUUAGCCCAACCAAUCUCUUUCACGUGUGAGGCAAUGUGCUAAACAGUGAGUAUGGUAGUGUACAACCAAAGAUUUCAAGACUAAAGGCUGGUUUAUACUACAUCUAUCAACAGUUGUCACAGUGACAUCAUGAACAUUCUAUUGUCGUCCGACAAGUGUUGUUGUUCUGAAAAAUUAUUAACAAAAAAAAUGACAUCAUGCAUGACUUCAGCAGCCUGGGGGUCCAAAAUAGCAUAACUGGUGCGUAUUAACACCAAUAAACCCAUCUGUUUAAAAAUUAAAAGCAACUUUCGAAACAAUGUUUUUGGUUAGUUUCUAGCCUGUUAGAAGGUGUAAAUGGUACAGUGAAAUGGUUCCUUGAAUAGUGGAGUCUUUUGUUUAGACAUGUAGCUAGCUAGCUAAACAAUGAACCAUAAUCCCAACUCAUAACAUUACUACCCUGCAUGAAUCUACAGGUAGAUAAAUCUAGCCAACUAGCUGGGUUCAAUGUUAGCUAUCUAGCUAAGAUUAGGCUAUAACUAGCAAUUACAAAUGGCUCUGAGAUAUGCAUAACGUUACUACACAGAUCACACAUGUAACAUUAACUUGCGCCAGACAGCUAAUGUUAGCUAGCUAACAGUAAGCUUUAACUUGCAAUGAAAAUGACUUUCUGUCUAAAUAUAUCUGAAAAUGUAGCAAGCUACAUGGAUGAACGUUUCUCCAUCUCUGUCACGGAUGCCAUGCUUGCCCUUAGUUUCAAAUAAAAAAAUUUAUUUGUCACAUACACAUGGUUAGCAGAUGUUAAUGUGAGUGUAGCGAAAUGCUUAUGCUUCUAGUUCCGACAAUGCAGUAAUAACCAAUGAGUAAUCUAACCUAACAAUUUCACAACAGCUACCUUAUACACACAAGUGUAAAGGGAUGAAGAAUAUGUACAUAAAGAUAUAUGAAUUAGUGAUGGUACAGAACGGCAUAGGCAAGAUGCAGUAGAUGGUAUCGAGUACAGUAUAUACAUAUGAGAUGAGUAAUGUAGGGUAUAAUAAUAUUAUAUUAAGUGGCUAGUGAUACAUUUUUUACAUACAUUUUUACAUUAUUAAAGUGGCUGGAGUUGAGUCAGUAUGUUGGCAGCAGCCACUCAAUGUUAGUGGUGGCUGUUUAACAGUCUGAUAGCCUUGAGAUAGAAGCUGUUUUUCAGUCUCUCGGUCCCUGCUUUGAUACACCUGUACUGACCUCUACUUCUGGAUGAUAGCAGGGUGAACAGGCAGUGGCUCAGGUGGUUGAUGUCCUUGAUGAUCUUUAUGGCCUUCCUGUGACAUCGGGUGGUGUAGGUGUCCUGUAGGGUAGGUAGUUUGCCCCCGGUGAUGCGUUGUGCAGACCUCACUACCCUCUGGAGAGCCUUGUGGGCGGAGCAGUUGCCGUACCAGGUGGCGAUACAGCCCGACAGGAUGCUCUCGAUUGUGCAUCUGUAGAAGUUUGUGAGUGCUUUUGGUGACGAGCCAAAUUUCUUCAGCCUCCCGAGGUUGAAGAGGCGCUGCUGCACCUUCUUCACCACGCUGUGUGUGUGGGUGGACCAAUUCAGUUUGUCCAUGAUGUGUACGCCGAGGAACUUAAAACUUACUACCCUGUCCACUACUGUCCCGUCGAUGUGAUAGGGGGGUGCUCCCUCUGCUGUUUCUUGAAGUCUACGAUAAUUUCCUUUGUUUUGUUGACGUUGAGUGUGAGGUUAUUUUCCUGACAUCACACUCCGAGGGCCCUCACCUCCUCCCUGUAGGCUGCCUCGUUGUUGGUAAUCAAGCCUACCACUGUAGUGUCGCCUGCAAACUUGAUGAUCGAGUUGGAGGUCUGCAUGGCAAUGCAGUCGUGGGUGAACAGAGAGUACAGGAGAGGGCUCAGAACGCACCCUUGUGGGGCCCCAGUGUUGAGGAUCAGCGGGGUGGAGAUGUUGUUUCCUACCCUCACCACCUGUGGGCGGCCCGUCAGGAAGUCCAGUACCCAGUUGCACAGGGCGGGGUUGAGACCCAGGGUCUCGAGCUUGAUGACGAGUAAGGAGGGUACUAUGGUGUUAAAUGCUGAGCUGUAGUCGAUGAACAGCAUUCUCACAUAGGUAUAGGUAUUGAUAGGUAUUCCUCUCUACAGUGUGGUUGUGAUUGCGUCAUCUGUUGGACCUGUUGGGGCGGUACGCAAAUUGGAGUGGGUCAAGGGUGUCAGGUAGGGUGGAGGUGAUAUGGUCCUUGACUAGUCUCUCAAAGCACUUCAUGAUGACGGAAGUGAGUGCUACGGGGCGGUAGUCGUUUAGCUCAGUUACCUUAGCUUUCUUGGGAACGGUGGCCCUCUUGGCCCUCUUGAAGCAUGUGGAGACAGCAGACUGGGAUAAGGGUUGAUUGAAUAUGUCCGUAAACACACCAGCCAGCUGGUCUGCGCAUGCUCUGAGGACGCGGCUAGGGAUUCCGUCUGGGCCUGCAGCCUUGCGAGGGUUAACACGUUUAAAUGUUUUACUCACGUCGGCUGCAGUGAAGGAGAGUCUGCAGGUUUUGGUAGCGGGCCAUGUCAGUGGCACUGUAUUGUCCUCAAAGCGAGCAAAGGAGUUGUUUAGUUUGAAGAUGCAAUCCAGACAGGUGCUUUAAACAACAGCCUUAUGUGUUCUCUUAUCGACCGCCUCCGCAUUUACAAUCAUACGCCUAAAUCUCCUUAGCUAUAAUACUCUGCUUCCACCAGUCAUUCCACUGAUUUCAAAACUCGAUCCUCCAGAACGUGGAGAGCCUUAGCAACAUUUGUGCAGUUCUCAUGACACCUUUCAAAAAAGCCACUUUAGAAAGAAUUACCUUCACAUACUACGCAGCUCAUGAUAUAGACAUAAGCGUGCUACAUAGCAGACCAUUCUGAACAUAUCUCUCGGCAUGUCCAGCAAAUCCAUUAUCUCAGCCAAUCAUGGCUAACAGGAAGGUUCCUCUUUUUUGCUAUGGCUUUAACAACUAUGCUCGUACUAUACCAAUUUUGUUUGUAUUUAAAGAUGGCAUACAAGUUUAUUGUUAAGGCACAUGAAAGUUCACAUGUUCCAGAAGGCAUUUCUGCCCAAAACGGCAUUUUUAUAAUAAAAAAAAAUAAAAAAAAUAUGUUCAAACGCCUCUCCUGUGAAGUUGUGACGCGCGACUUGACGCCUAGUUUCCUGAAACGAGUAACAUUGCACUGUGUAAGAGUCACCAUUGCAAGGAAUGUCUGUGCUGCUGAGUUAACACGAAAGACAAACUGUCACACCCUGACCUCAGAGAUCCUUUUUAUGUCUCUAUUUGGUUUGGUCAGGGUGUGAUUUGGGGUGAGUAUUCUAUGUUCUAUUAUUUGUAUUUCUAGGUUUUUGUAGGGUUCUCAAUCAGGGACAGAUGUUUAUCGUUAUCUCUGAUUGAGAACCAUACUUAGGUAGCCCUUUCCCACCUGUCUUUGUGGGAAGUUGACUUUGUUUAGGGCACAUAGCAGUUAGCUUCAUGGUUUGUUUUGUAGUGUUUAUUGUUUUGUUCGACAUCUUUUUAAAUAAAGGAAUAUGUACGCUG
Messenger RNA from Oncorhynchus keta (chum salmon), 5886 nucleotides. It is a transcript of the gene prr5l, whose product is annotated as proline rich 5 like. Bases 711 to 1748 code for a protein of 345 amino acids. Gene Ontology annotation, cellular component: TORC2 complex. The record is from RefSeq and is a predicted model, not a curated record. NCBI's taxonomy places the organism in Eukaryota, Metazoa, Chordata, Actinopteri, Salmoniformes, Salmonidae. Gene Ontology annotation, biological process: TORC2 signaling. The transcript is spliced from 10 exons.